CUCCUUACGUCGGCACCACCUGACAUCCCUGCCCCAUUCCCCAGCUCCUGUCCGAGGAUAUUGAAAAAGAGAGGGGGCCUGGAUUAAUGUGUAAUUAAAGGAAAUUUGGAAGGGUGAGAUGUUGCGGAAUGUUAGAUCAGUGGCUGAAGCAGCGUGGGGUGUCCUUUAGGAAGGCUUCAUUGAUUCGAGACAAAAAAGAGAGAGAGAGCUGGGGCUGCCUCCCUGUCUGCUCAUUUAUCAAGCCGAGCCUGACAGAAACUUCACAGCUUGGCCCCUUUUUUCAUCCCACACAAUGGAGAGCUCCACUGUUUGCUAAAGUUUCUGCACCGGGAGCUGGACCAAGGAGCCAAUCUCAUGGACAAAAACAGAACAGAGAGAGAGACAGACGCUCAGAGAGAGACAUAGGAAAAGGAAAAAAAAAGAUGGAAAGAAGAGCUGUUGGAUAUGAAUUUUGUGAAUGUGACAACUGGCAAGAACUUCAGUGGUCAAACGGAGAGCCGUCUUUCAUGCACUGCAAUGUCUCCUCCUUUCAUGUUGGACAUGUCCAGUAGAUUUAAAUAAUAAGGCAGCAGUUCCCUCAGUUAACAACACGAAGGCUGGGAACCAGGGGUCAGUCAAAGUACCACUACUACGGCCUAGCAGUGAAGGAGAGCUCCCAGUAUUACGAUGUGAUGUACUCCAAGAAGGGUGGCGCCUGGGUAAACGAGACGGGCAAGAAAGAGGUUACCAAGCAGACAGUGGCGUAUUCACCCCGCUCCAAACUGGGCACUCUUCUGCCAGAAUUUCCAAAUGUCAAAGACCUAAAUCUGCCUGCCAUUCUCCCAGAACAGAAGGUUUCAACGUUUAUCAUGAUGUACAGAACUCACUGCCAGAGAAUACUAGACACCGUCAUACGAGCCAAUUUUGAUGAGGUCCAGAGCUUCCUGUUGCAUUUUUGGCAAGGCAUGCCUCCACACAUGCUGCCUGUCUUGGGCUCAUCCACUGUAGUAAACAUUGUAGGGGUGUGUGACUCCAUCUUAUACAAAGCCAUUUCAGGAGUCCUCAUGCCCACAGUCCUGCAGGCCCUGCCUGAUAGCCUGACUCAGGUCAUCAGGAAAUUUGCUAAGCAGCUUGAUGAGUGGUUGAGGGUGGCGCUACAUGAUCUACCUGAAAACCUGCGCAACAUCAAGUUUGAGUUGUCAAGAAGAUUCUCCCAGAUCCUCAAGCGGCAAACGUCAUUAAAUCAUCUUUGUCAGGCAUCACGGACCGUGAUCCACAGUGCAGAUAUUACCUUUCAGAUGCUGGAGGACUGGAGGAAUGUAGAUCUGAACAGCAUCACUAAGCAGACACUUUACACGAUGGAGGACUCGCGGGAGGACCAGAGACGACUCAUAAUCCAAUUGUAUCAGGAGUUUGACCGACUGCUGGAGGAUCAGUCCCCCAUUGAAGCGUACAUCGAGUGGCUGGACUCUAUGGUGGACAGAUGCGUUGUGCGGGUGGCGGGGAAGAGACCCGGAUCCCUGAAGAAGGUUGCUCAGCAGUUUCUUCUCAUGUGGUCCUGUUUUGGGACAAGAGUGAUCCGGGACAUGACGCUGCACAGCGCCCCCAGCUUUGGCUCAUUCCACCUGAUUCAUCUGAUGUUUGAUGACUAUGUGCUGUACUUGCUGGAGUCACUGCACUGCCAGGAAAGAGCCAAUGAGCUGAUGAGGGCUAUGAAGGGAGAGGGAACUACAGCAGACAGUAGUGAGGAUAUGAUGGUAACCGAGAGCGCCUCCGUAUCCCCUGAACCCUACUCUCCUCCGAAGUUGGUGCCUUCAGUGGGAGCAGUAACCACCAGUACCCCAACUUCAGCCCCGUCCCCAGAAUACAACAGUGUGUCUGUUACCUCAGGAGCUCUUCAGUCAUAUACAUGGUCCCUUACAUACACAGUGACCACGUCAGGAGGCAGUCCCCCUGAUGGAGGAUCCCAGCUGUCCUGCAUGCGUAGCAGCGCCCCAGUGCACCCUACCUCGUCUGCACACCGGAUGCAAGUUUACCCCUACAGAGAUGAGCAUAGCUACACGGGCAGCUACAACUACAGCAGCUACACAAACCAGCAUCAUCAUGCCAUCCAGAGCCAAUAUCAGAGUCUGCCCCAUGAUGCAGGCCUCCCCACCCCACUGCACUAUUCUUCUUACCACCGUUCCUCUGCACAGUACUCAUUGAACAGCCCGAUGUCCCGCAUGGAGCCAUGUCUGAUGGGUGGUGCUCCUCGGCUGCAUGCGACCCCGAUGACCCCCCGCUGGCCAGAUGUUCCCUCAGCCAACAGCUACUCCAGCACUCCUAUGCACUCAACACGCUAUGCCUCUACAGGGGACAUGUACUCCUCUUUGACACCACGCAGAAACUCUGAAUAUGAGCAUGCACAACACUUUCCUGGCUUUGCCUAUAUUAGUGGAGAAGCUACUACAGGGUGGGCCAAAUAGCCAAAUCUUUAUCCAAUCUUUAUAAGAAAUAUCCCCAGAGACAUGUGGAGUGCAUCAGCAUAUGUGUGAAGAAAGGAAGAACUCCAGCAAGGCUAAGGAACACCCAGCAUAAUCCUCCCAACAUAUGUGCCCAUGGAGGACUGAGAGGGAUUUCAGAAACCCAGUGUGUGUCAGAGGGCGUCUACUGUGCCAAACUGACUCUUUCUCACCAAGCAGAAUCAUUGUGCCGUGAUGACAGUGCAGGUCUAGCCUACGUGUGCCUUUUAAUUAUCUUUAAAUUCCUGAUUUUCAUUCCUUCUCCAAACAAUCUUGAAUUGUGGCCUAGUAUUAUUCUGAAAGUAUGCAUCUAACAUGCCUCUGUCCUGCUGCUUGACGUCAAAGCAGCUCUUUAACAACACUAAAGAUUUUAUUAUCUCACUGCGUAUCUGCAUUAGCCGUUGUGCUGACUGCUUUCCUGCAUUUUAUGGCUCAUGCUUUGCAGUGAACGAACCUGAAAGCAAAAACUGGCAGAGGCCUCUUGGCCCAUUGCCAUGAUAUGGACGUCAAAGGAAGGGAGUUUACUGCUGAAGUUAAUCACAUCUAUUAUCAAAUUGCUGAUUGUAUACGUGAAUAUGGGGUUCUGACGAUUUCACAGUGAAGUGUUUUGAAUGCUGUGCGUCAGCAGUUUUGCGCUGUUCUUCGUGUUACAGGCCCUGUUGCUGUCGCUGUGGGAGAGCUUAACUCUAAACAUUUUCCUUAGUAACAUGGUGUCCUUUGGCUUUGUUUAUAUAUGUUUAUAAAGUAAAUUGCAUUUUUUUAUUUUUAGAAAAGUGUUAACUUAGAUUUGUGUGUUUUUAAAUACACUCAAAGGUACCGUGGACCUAUUACCCUAUGGGUAGAAAUAAAAAAGGAAAGAAUAUCAAAAUGUAACAUUUAUCUUUAGCCACUUUCUUUGUAAAUAUAAGCUCUCAAUAACUUCUGUGGUGACAGCUGUUACCGUGUAAAUGAUAUAUGUGGAAUUAUUUGUUACCACAUAAACAAUUUUUAAAACCCAAUAUCAAGUGUGAUCAUUUGCUUAUUUAAUAGAUGAGUGAUUUGUACUUGUAUUUUACAUAUACUUUUGAUUUCGUUCUUUUAAUUAUGAUUUAACUGCCAUUUUCCCCCGACCCUACUAGUUCAAUUCAGGUAACUGAUAAAUCUUUUACACUAUAUUUCUCCCCAGUGUGUAAAAUGAUUCGGGUGUAGCUUGCCAUGAGUCAUGCUGGAGCGACAUUUUGCAGACCUCUAGUCUGCCUCUUCUGUUGCAUAUUUCUGAUUAGAAAAGUCCCAGACGUUUUCAAAUUCUCUGAACAGCAUCCCCCACUCCUGUUCACUUAGAAAUGAGCUCAAGCACAGAACCAAUCCAGCCACAUUGUGGAACAUGAAGAAAGUCACAAGAAGCUUACUUGAUUGUUUAGGGGUUAGCAGUAUUACAGA
Molecule: messenger RNA, 3899 nt
Organism: Ictalurus furcatus (blue catfish)
Lineage: Eukaryota; Metazoa; Chordata; Actinopteri; Siluriformes; Ictaluridae
Gene: rfx4
Product: regulatory factor X, 4
Exons: 15
Coding region: 672-2444 (590 amino acids)
Biological process (GO): regulation of transcription by RNA polymerase II
Molecular function (GO): DNA-binding transcription factor activity, RNA polymerase II-specific; RNA polymerase II cis-regulatory region sequence-specific DNA binding
Source: RefSeq, a predicted model, not a curated record